CCAGGCAUAAUUUGGACGGAUUCGAUACCUCCAGCCUAUGUCUUGCACGCCAAGGACUCUGUGGAGCUUGUUGGAGGAACGGCGUUGUAUCUCGGUACGGCGAAAGCGGAUUUCUUAAGGGAAAGAUGGGUCAGUGUGAAUUGGGACGUGGAGGAGAUUCAGUCGCAUAAGGAGGGAAUUGAAAGGAAGGGGUUGUUGAAAACAAGGUGGCUAAUCGCAGAGUUGGGGCUAAAGGGCAUCUUUACGAAAGGUUAUGUGGAAUAUCGGCCUCUCUAA
This is a messenger RNA of Lindgomyces ingoldianus, 276 nucleotides long. RefSeq lists its product as uncharacterized. The annotation marks the transcript as partial. The transcript has a single exon. NCBI's taxonomy places the organism in Eukaryota, Fungi, Ascomycota, Dothideomycetes, Pleosporales, Lindgomycetaceae. The record is from RefSeq and is a predicted model, not a curated record.